AUGCAUAUUGUGCCUUUGAGCAUAAAGUACAAGUUUUUUAAUGUGAAGUUGGAAGAAUGGUUUAGCUUGAACAUUAAUCAUAGCUUAAAGGCAGAGGCGGGUUGGAGUGUGUUUUGGGCGAUGGCAUGCCACUCUAUCUGUUUUUGGCAGAAUCGAGAGGAUCAUAAUGAGGAGUUUGUGAGGCCUUUUAACCCCACCUUACACAUGCAUGGUCGAUUGAAGGAGUAUGAGGAUGCUUUGGUUUUGAAUAAGAAGGUUGUUAGGAGGAACAAGAAGAUCAUGCUUAUUAAGUGGAUACCUACGAAGCUAGGCAUGGUGAAAUUUUAUGUGGAUGGUGCUUGCAUUAAGGGAGUUGCGACAGGCUGUGGGGGAAUUGUUAAAGAUGAUAAAGAUUAUUGGUUGGGUGGUUUCGCUAAAAGUGUAAACAUGUGUAGUAGCUAUAUGGCUGAGUUGUAG
Molecule: messenger RNA, 456 nt
Organism: Lathyrus sativus (Indian pea)
Lineage: Eukaryota; Viridiplantae; Streptophyta; Magnoliopsida; Fabales; Fabaceae
Source: the annotation of a GenBank genome assembly